ACCUCCAGUGCCUGGUGGGGAGGCCCCUUCCUGGACCUGCGGGGACAGCGACCAUGUCCCACCGGAAGUUCUCUGCCCCUCGGCACGGGCACCUGGGCUUCCUGCCCCACAAGCGAAGCCGCCGGCACCGGGGCAAGGUGAAGGCGUGGCCGAAGGAUGACCCCAGCCAGCCCGUGCACCUCACGGCUUUCCUGGGCUACAAGGCAGGCAUGACGCACACCCUGCGUGAGGUGCACCGGCCAGGCCUCAAAAUUUCCAGGCGGGAGGAGGUGGAGGCGGUGACCAUUGUGGAAACUCCGCCCCUCGUGGUGGUGGGCGUGGUGGGCUACGUGGCCACCCCUCGAGGCCUCCGGAGCUUCAAGACCAUCUUCGCAGAGCAUCUCAGUGACGAGUGCCGGCGCCGCUUCUACAAAGACUGGCACAAAAGCAAGAAGAAAGCCUUCACCAAGGCCUGCAAGAGGUGGCGUGACGCCGAUGGCCGGAAGCAGCUCCAGAAAGACUUUGCUGCCAUGAAGAAGUACUGCAAAGUCAUCCGUGUCAUCGUCCACACCCAGAUGAAGCUGCUUCCGUUCAGACAGAAGAAAGCCCACAUCAUGGAGAUCCAGCUGAAUGGCGGCACGGUGGCCGAGAAGGUGGCCUGGGCGCAGGCCCGGCUGGAGAAGCAGGUGCCGGUGCACAGUGUGUUCAGCCAGAGUGAGGUCAUUGAUGUCAUCGCUGUCACCAAGGGCCACGGCUCCAAAGGAGUCACAAGCCGCUGGCAUACCAAGAAGCUGCCCCGUAAGACCCACAAGGGGCUGCGCAAGGUGGCCUGUAUUGGCGCCUGGCACCCCGCCCGUGUCGGCUGCUCCAUUGCCCGGGCCGGCCAGAAGGGCUACCACCAUCGCACGGAGCUCAACAAGAAGAUCUACCGCAUCGGCCGGGGGCUGCACAUGGAGGAGGGGAAGCUGGUGAGGAACAAUGCCUCCACCAACUACGACAUGACUGACAAGUCCAUCACGCCGCUGGGCGGCUUCCCUCACUACGGAGAAGUCAACAAUGACUUUGUCAUGCUGAAGGGCUGUAUUGCAGGCACCAAAAAGAGGGUCAUCACGCUGAGGAAGUCCCUCCGGGUGCAGCACAACCGCCGGGUGCUGGAGAACAUCGAGCUGAAGUUCAUCGACACCACCUCCAAGUUCGGCCAUGGCCGCUUCCAGACUGCUCAAGAGAAGAGGGUGUUCAUGGGCCCCCAGAAGAAGCAUCGGGAGAAGGAAGAGCCGCAGACCUCGGGAGACUUGUAG
This is a messenger RNA of Orycteropus afer afer, 1277 nucleotides long. NCBI's taxonomy places the organism in Eukaryota, Metazoa, Chordata, Mammalia, Tubulidentata, Orycteropodidae. The record is from RefSeq and is a predicted model, not a curated record.